Molecule: messenger RNA, 1463 nt
Organism: Haliaeetus leucocephalus (bald eagle)
Lineage: Eukaryota; Metazoa; Chordata; Aves; Accipitriformes; Accipitridae
Gene: DAP
Product: death-associated protein
Exons: 4
Coding region: 36-350 (104 amino acids)
Biological process (GO): negative regulation of autophagy; apoptotic signaling pathway; cellular response to amino acid starvation
Molecular function (GO): death domain binding
Source: RefSeq, a predicted model, not a curated record
GUCGGGGUGCGGGUGGCCGCUGCCACACAGUAAAAAUGUCUUCGCCUCCCAAAGAGAAAGCAGAGACGCGGGCCGGACACCCUCCUGCUGUGAAAGCUGGUGGGAUGCGGAUUGUGCAGAAACACCCACACAAUUCUGAUGCCAAAGAAGAAAAAGAUAAGGAUGACCAAGACUGGGAAACCAGCAGCCCACCUAAACCAACGGUGUUCAUCUCUGGUGUCAUUGCUAGGGGUGAUAAGGACUUCCCUCCAGCUGCAGCUCAGGUGGCUCAUCAGAAACCACAUCCUUCUGUGGAAAAGCUUCCUCACCCACAACAUGUCAAACAGCACAUCCACCAGCCUCGCAAGUGAGCUCUCCAUCAAAAUCUCAGCCAAACUGCCGUCAGUGAAUAAGUUUUCAAGAGAAGGUGAAAACCCUUUAGGAUUCACACUGUCAAAUCAGUAAAGUUGACCUCUAAAAUAAUAUGCUGUUCCUUCAAUUCUCAAAGGUUAAUAAGAAUGAAGACAUUGUUCAGUUGUUACCCCAGAUGGAAAAUUCUCUAUUAAGUAUUUGCUGAUCAGGAGUGGGUUUUUAUAAGAUUUUCUUAUUGCCAAGAUAAAACUUUAUUAUGAAUGAUAUGAUUAAUGAGCUUAAAACUUGUACUUUCAGUUGUGGCAUCGCAAUAGCAGAUAGUUAAUGUAGUUUUUAUGCUAAGCCAGUAAGGAAGACUAGCCCCUUUUGUACUGGUACCUUUACUAUCUGGAGGGAGUUUGUUGUGUGUGUUGAGGCAGAAGUCAGUGGUUGUCCUGAUUAUGUAGAACCCUUGCAGCCUUCAGUAUGCUACGGUGUUACACCCCAGUGACCGUGCCCUCUGAUUUCAACUAGUGAGAUCAUAAAAGGGCCCAAAAACAUUCUCAAGUGAGCAGAGAUCCAGCUGAAUCUUCUUUACACCCCUUUGCACUCACACAGUCUUGUUGAGGUUCUUCCAUUUGGAGAUCUGUGGGUAUGGAGAGGGGAAAGAAAUCGGAGUUACAAGAACACUGCUGCUGUAGGCAACUGAUUUGUGAUCUCAUGGGUCUCGCUGUGGGCUGUAUUUUUAUGAGGUGAUGAUUUCUAAAUUCCAAUAACAAGCUGAAGGAGCUCAGGACCCUCCAGAAUUGAACUUAAAAUAAACUGGUGAAAAAUCUGUUUUCUUUUUUAACUUACAGUUUGAGAUCACUGUUUGAAACUAAGAAAUCCCAUUAGUAAAUGUGUUUAACUUUAUGACCCAACCUCUGUUGCACACCAUAUUUUUUCCUAGUGGCCUUACUGUGAAUAAGGACGGUAGUGAUAUGAGUGAAUAAAAAAAGUUACUUUUCAAAUAGAGCAAUCGGAUUAGUUUUGGCCACAUAAUUAAAUCUUUUGAUUGCACAGUUCAAAGACACUUAGCUCUAUCAUUUUCCUUCUGCAACUCAUCUCUGUAAAACCCAGGAAAAUAAUUUUUG